Macadamia integrifolia is the source of this 1222-nucleotide messenger RNA. RefSeq lists its product as uncharacterized. The transcript is spliced from 2 exons. Lineage: Eukaryota; Viridiplantae; Streptophyta; Magnoliopsida; Proteales; Proteaceae. The record is from RefSeq and is a predicted model, not a curated record. Bases 244 to 582 code for a protein of 112 amino acids.
AGAGAGAGAGAGAGAGAGAGAGAGAGGGAUACAAGCUAUAGUUCUCUACUUACAGAAUCUGGAUGUAACAUUUCAAUCCAAUGGUUUCUGCUCACGAGGAUCCUUCCUCCAAUCUCUAUUCCUUUCCUUCCUUCAAAGUCAAAAUAGAAACCCUAACAUCCCAAACGACCCCCCUCUCCGUCUCUCCGUUUCUGAUACGAGGUCGCACUGUAGCAGUAUUCAGAUCUCGGGUGGUUAACUGCAAUGGAAAAAUCCCAGACCCAGAAAGAAGAAAUUUCAUCUGGGCAAGCAGUUCUGCUCGGGGCUUUAGCUUCUGGUGUUAAUGUUCAAACAUGGGCUGUUCUCAAAAUCACGUUUUUGACGCUUGGAGUUUGCCUUAUUGCUAUGUUAGGUUUAGCCUUUUCGUCCAGUGAUUCCACCAUGAUCUUUCAUGUUCUCUUUCUGGUGCUUUUAGCUGGGGUGCUCUUCUUUCUCCUUAGCGGUUUUCUUGCAGAGACAGGUCUCGUAACCAUUGAACAACAAAUACAGGAAAUAGGUAUGGAGCCAAAAGAUCAAAAUGAGCAAAACAAGAAGAGAAGCUGAUGCUAAUGUUCUACAGUUGCAUAGACAUAACAUUUAAAACUAGAAGCAUCAAGAAAUAUCACAGAAAGCUGUUUAUGCCAUUUUAUAUCAGAUUAGAUGAGAAAGGAGCAUUGCUCAUGAGUACUACAAAAACAAAGAGGUAGAAGAAGAAGAAAAAUAAGAAAAAGAAGGAAGCAAUAAUGCUCAAAAACAGCUAAACAAGAACAAUUAUUUCUACAUGGUUUAAGGAAUCUUCAGAAAUCUGGCUUUGUUGCUCAUCCUGUCUUCCCUUCCUUCUCCUUUGGUUUUCCCUUUUUGGACUUCAUGAAGCAGAAACACGAGCAGCACGGCAACUGAAUCAAGAACUUCAUCGCCUUGGUUUUGGUUAUGCUGAAUGUUCAGAAAGCAAGCAUGUAUCGACAAGUGUAGCCUUGGUUUUUCUUCAAUUUUCAAAUUUUAUCACUCAAAUCAUUGGAUUCGAUUCUUAUCACUUUCAGAAAAGAAAAUGCCUAAUCUCUCCAGCUUUUCGAGGUAGGAGUGGUUGGGUCUUAAUUGAAUUAAUUAUGUUAUGUUUGCUUUUUCUUUUGUGGGUCACCUUGGUCACUAGCGGAAAAAGCUGACAAUUAAUGAAAAUCUCAGUGGGGGAAAGCAUUGGUUCUUU